GCCGCGGAGUGAGCGAGGGAGACGGGAGGAGCCGAGCCCGGCGCCAUCCGCCGCCAUCCGUCCCCGCCCCACCGCCAUCCGCCCCGGGGAGCCUCUGAACCCCGGUCCCGGACCUCCGCGCACCCGGCCAGGCUCCGGCACGUUUUGGGGGAGGUGCCUGCAGGACCCAACGUACUCAAUGAGCUUCCAGCGCAAUGUCCGAUCGCUCGGGGCCGACUGCCAAGGGGAAGGAUGGAAAGAAGUAUUCUUCGCUCAACCUGUUUGAUACAUAUAAGGGCAAGUCCUUAGAGAUCCAGAAACCCGCCGUUGCCCCUCGACAUGGCCUUCAGAGUCUCGGAAAAGUUGCUAUUGCCCGGCGUAUGCCACCCCCAGCCAACCUUCCAAGCCUGAAAGCCGAAAACAAAGGCAAUGACCCCAAUGUCUCACUAGUGCCGAAAGACGGAACAGGAUGGGCAAGCAAACAGGAGCAGUCCGACCUCAAGAGUUCCGAUGCCUCAACCGCUCAGCUGCCGGAAUCGCAGCCACUGCUGGCUUCACAGACGCCUGCCUCCAACCAGCCGAAACGACCCCCAACAGCCCCCGAGAACACUCCUUCGGUUCCAAGCGGGGUAAAGUCCUGGGCACAAGCCAGCGUCACUCAUGGAGCACACGGAGAUGGUGGAAGGGCAUCAAGCCUACUGUCGCGAUUCUCUCGAGAGGAAUUUCCGACCCUGCAGGCGGCUGGCGACCAGGACAAGGCUGCCAAGGAAAGGGAGUCUGCCGAACAGUCGUCUGGGCCCGGACCAAGCCUCCGCCCCCAAAAUUCUACAACUUGGAGGGACGGUGGUGGGCGUGGCCCUGAUGACCUGGAGGGCCCGGACUCCAAGCUUCAUCAUGGCCAUGAUCCCCGGGGGGGCCUGCAGCCUUCAGGCCCACCCCAGUUCCCUCCCUACCGCGGAAUGAUGCCGCCCUUUAUGUAUCCCCCAUAUCUCCCAUUCCCUCCGCCCUAUGGACCCCAGGGGCCUUACCGAUACCCGACUCCUGAUGGGCCUAGCCGUUUUCCUCGUGUGGCAGGCCCCCGGGGCUCAGGGCCACCAAUGCGCCUUGUGGAGCCUGUAGGUCGGCCUUCUAUUCUUAAAGAGGAUAAUCUCAAAGAGUUUGACCAGUUGGACCAGGAGAAUGAUGAUGGCUGGGCAGGGGCCCAUGAGGAGGUUGACUAUACUGAAAAGCUCAAGUUCAGCGAUGAGGAAGAUGGGCGUGAUUCUGACGAGGAGGGAGCUGAGGGCCACAAGGAUUCCCAGUCAGCUGCUAGUGAGGACCGGCCCCCUGAAGCAGAUAGCAAAAAGGGCACCUCCCCUGGCAGCGAACCGCCCCCUCCCAAGACUGCUUGGGCAGAGACCUCUCGUCCUCCUCCAGAGACCGAGCCAGGGCCUCCUGCCCCAAAGCCUCCCCCACCACCACUUCAUCGUGGCCCUGCCGGGAACUGGGGCCCCCCUGGGGACUACCCAGAUCGUGGGGGUCCUCCCUGCAAACCUCCAGCACCCGAAGACGAGGAUGAGGCAUGGCGACAGCGGCGGAAGCAGUCUUCAUCUGAAAUCUCCCUGGCAGUGGAGCGGGCCCGGCGCAGGCGAGAAGAGGAAGAGCGGCGAAUGCAGGAGGAGCGCCGGGCGGCCUGUGCAGAGAAGCUUAAACGGCUUGAUGAAAAGUUUGGGGCACCUGACAAGCGCCUCAAAGCUGAGCCUGCUGUUCAACCUGCUGCCCCUCCUGCCCCAGCUCCACCACCUGUUGUACCCAAAGAACUCCCUGCUCCUCCAGCUUCGCUGCCAACACCAGAGACAGAGGCUGAAGAACCAGCACAGGCCCCUCCUGCUCAGUCCACCCCCAGUGCAAGUGUGGUUUCAGCUCCCACUCUGGUGAGUGGUGGUGGCACUGCCAGUAGCACCAGCAGUGGCAGCUUCGAAGCCAGCCCAGUGGAAACGCAACUGCCUUCCAAAGAGUGUCCUGAACCACCAGAAGAGGUUCCUCCACCUGCCACACCCCCAGCCCCAAAGGUGGAAUCCAAGGGUGAUGGGGUUGGUCCUACUCGCCAGCCCCCCAGCCAGGGUUUGGGCUACCCCAAAUAUCAAAAGUCAUUGCCGCCUCGUUUCCAGCGGCAGCAGCAGGAGCAGCUCCUAAAGCAGCAGCAGUGGCAGCAGCAGCAACAAGGCUCUGCUCCUCCUGCCCCGGUGCCCCCUUCACCACCCCAUCCUGUGCCUCUGGGGGCUGUUCCGGCUCCACAGGCACCACCCCCACCCCCUAAGGCCCUGUACCCAGGAGCUCUGGGCCGCCCUCCACCAAUGCCACCGAUGAACUUUGAUCCCCGAUGGAUGAUGAUUCCUCCUUAUGUGGACCCUCGGCUCCUCCAGGGCCGGCCUCCUCUGGACUUCUACCCUCCUGGUGUGCAUCCCUCUGGCCUGGUUCCCCGGGAACGCUCAGACAGUGGGGGCUCAAGCUCAGAGCCGUUUGAACGCCAUGCACCCCCUCUCUUACGGGAUCGGGGCACCCCCCCAGUGGAUCCGAAGUUGACCUGGGUAGGAGAUGUCUUUACCACCACGCCCCCUGACCCUCGCCCUCUUACCUCGCCACUGCGCCAGGCAGCAGAUGAGGACGAUAAGAGUGUGAGGAGUGAGACUCCUCCAGUACCUCCCCCCCCACCCUAUCUGGCCAGCUAUCCAGGUUUUCCUGAGAAUGGAACCCCUGGACCCCCAAUCUCUCGCUUCUCUUUGGAGGAGCCUGCUCCCUCGGGGGCCCAUCCACUUCCCUGGCCCCCAGGUGAUGACGAGGUUGCCAAGUUACAAACUCCACCACCCAAGAAAGAACCACCCAAGGAGGAAACUCCACAGCUCACAGGGCCAGAAACAGGUCGCAAGCCUACUCGUGGAGUUGGAAGCCAGGCCCCCCCACCACGCAGAGAGAGCCGCACUGAGACUCGCUGGGGACCUCGGCCAGGCAGCAGUCGUCGGGGAAUCCCUACAGAGGAACCUGGGGCCCCUCCUCGCAGAGCUGGGCCUAUAAAGAAACCACCACCAACAAAAGUUGAGGAGCUGCCUCCUAAGCCCUUGGAACAGGGGGAUGAAGCUUCCAAGGUCCCAAAGCCAGACCCACUCAAGACAGCCAAGGGGAAGGUGGCCCCCAAGGAGACCCCAUCUAGUGGGACUCUUUCCCCUGCACCCAGGCUUCGGAGGGACUAUUCCUAUGAUAGAGUGGGUCCUACCUCUUGCCGGGGUCGUGGUCGGGGAGAGUAUUUUGCCAGAGGGAGAGGUUUUAGAGGGACCUAUGGAGGCCGAGGUCGAGGAGCCCGAAGCCGGGAGUUCCGCAGUUACCGGGAGUUCCGAGGAGAUGAUGGACGGGCAGGUGUGGCCCGGGGACCGAAUCACCCCCCUGCACCCCGCGGCCGCACUGCCAGUGAGACACGAAGUGAGGGCUCCGAGUACGAAGAAAUCCCCAAGCGGCGUCGGCAGCGAGGCUCAGAAACAGGCAGUGAGACCCAUGAGAGUGAUCUGGCUCCCUCAGACAAGGAAGCCCCCCCACCCAAAGAAGUAGUUCUCACCCAGGUCCCACUUCCUCCCCCACCACCAGGAGCUCCACCAUCACCAGCCCCAGCCCGGUUUUCCACUGGCCGUGGUGGGCGUGUCUUCACUCCAAGAGGGGUUCCCUCACGAAGGGGUAGGGGUGGUGGGCGGCCCCCUCCUGUUUGCCCUGGCUGGAGCCCUCCAACCAAGUCCUUGGUUCCAAAGAAACCUCCAACAGGUCCUUUGCCCCCAAGUAAGGAGUCUUUGAAAGAGAAGUUAAUCCCAGGGCCCCUGUCUCCUAUGGCCCGGGGUGGCAGCAGUGGAGGUGCCAACAUGGGCAUAGGGGUGGAAGAUGGGGAGCGACCCCGACGGAGGCGCCAUAGCAGGGCUCAGCAACAGGACAAGCCACCUCGAUUCCGGAGGCUGAAGCAGGAGCGCGAGAAUGCUGCUAGAGGGACCGAGUGCAAGCCGCCUUCUCUAACCCUGCCAGCCUCCACCCCUGGCCCAGAAGAGGCCGUGGCAACAGUUGCAGUGCCCCCACCACCUCGUCGGACAGCUGCUAAAUCUCCUGAUUUGUCAAACCAGAACUCAGACCAAGCCAAUGAGGAGUGGGAGACUGCAUCAGAGAGCAGUGACUUUGCUAGUGAGCGCCGGGGAGACAAAGAGGCUUCCCCAGCUGCCCUAACAACCCCUAAAGCCAUGGGGACUCCUGGGGCCAGUGCAAGUGGAUCUGGACCAGGCAUUUCAACCAUAUCCCGUGGAGACCUGAGCCAGAGAGCCAAGGAUUUGAGUAAGAGGAGCUUUUCAAGUCAGCGGCCAGGCAUGGAUCGACAGAACAGGCGUCCAGGCCCUGGGGGCAAGGCAGGUGGUGGUGGUGGCGGCGGCGGCGGCAGCAGCGGUGGGGGGACUCCUGGUGGAAGGACCGGCCCGGGCCGAGGGGACAAGAGGAGCUGGCCCUCUCCCAAGAACAGAAGCCGUCCUCCAGAGGAGCGUCCCCCCGGGCUUCCCCUGCCUCCCCCGCCCCCCAGCAGUUCUGCUGUCUUCCGCCUGGACCAAGUUAUCCACAGCAACCCUGCUGGCAUCCAACAGGCUCUGGCCCAGCUUAGCAGCCGCCAAGGAAAUGUAACUGCACCAGGGGGGCACCCAAGGUCUAAGCCUGGGCCUCCCCAAGGCCCUCAGGGCUCCUCCCCUCGGCCCCCAACCCGAUAUGACCCCCAGAGAGCCAGCAGCAGCAUCAAUACUGACCCCCACUUUGAGGAGCCAGGGCCAGUGGUGAGAGGGGUAGGGGAGACUCCCCGUGACUCUGCUGGAGUUAAUCCCUUUCCUAGCAAACGGCGCGAGAGGCCUCCCAGAAAACCGGAGCUGCUACAGGAGGAACCUCUGCAAGCUUCACAUAGUCCUGGAUUCUUGGGCUCUAAGCCUGAGGUCCCAGGCCCUCAGGGAGAAUCCAGAGAUGCAGGCCCAGAAACCCUGACUCCCCACAUCUGGAACCGUUUACAUACUGCCACAAGCCGAAAGAGUUACCGGCCCAGUUCCAUGGAGCCCUGGAUGGAGCCCCUAAGUCCCUUUGAGGAUGUGGCAGGCACCGAGAUGAGUCAGUCUGACAGUGGGGUGGACCUGAGUGGGGAUUCUCAGGUGUCAUCAGGUCCCUGCAGCCAGCGAAGUUCCCCUGAUGGAGGACUCAAGGGGGCAGCAGAGGGACCGUCCAAGCGGCCUGGAGGCCCCUCACCCCUGAAUGCUGUUCCUGGUGAGGGUCCACCUGGCUCUGAACCCUCUGAACCUCCUAGGAGACGGCCAUCUGCCCCCAGUGAUGGGGACAGAAAGGAACUGCCCCGGGAGCAGCCUCUGCCCCCUGGCCCCAUAGGCACAGAACGAUUGCAACGUACAGACCGAGGCCCAGAGUCAGGCCCCCUCCGGCCAUCCCAUCGACCUGGCCCCCAAGUCGAGUUUGGCACUAGCAACAAGGACUCAGACUUGCGCCUAGUGGUAGGAGACAGUUUUAAAGGAGAGAAGGAGCUAACAGCAUCAGUUACUGAGGCCAUUCCUAUAUCCCGAGACUGGGAGCUGAUCCCCAGUGCUUCUGCCUCAGCUGAGCCACAAUCCAAGAGUCUGGGUUCUGGGCACUAUGGCUUGGAACCCAGCUCCUCAAGUCAGCGCCCGUACCCUGAGGUCUUCUAUGGCAGUCCUGGGCCUCCUACUUCCCAGCAGAUCUCUGGGGGUACCAUUGACUCUCAUUUACACCCCAAUAAUGGAGGCUUCCGCCCUGGAACCCCCUCAGUACAUCCAUACAGGUCACAGCCCCUGUACCUACCCCCAGGCCCAGCUCCUCCCUCAGCACUGCUCUCUGGUGUAGCACUCAAGGGCCAGUUUCUGGAUUUCUCAGCACUGCAAGCCACAGAGCUGGGGAAGCUGCCUGCUGGAGGAGUUCUGUACCCUCCACCUUCCUUCCUCUACUCUGCAGCUUUCUGCCCCAGCCCUUUGCCUGACCCACCCUUGCUUCAGGUACGCCAGGAUCUGCCAUCUCCUUCAGACUUUUACUCUACUUCUCUGCAGCCGGGUGGCCAAAGUGGCUUCCUUCCUUCGGGAGCCCCUGCCCAGCAGGUGCUUCUCCCUGUGGUAGACUCACAGCUGUCAGUGGUGAACUUUGGCUCCCUGCCACCGGCGCCACCCCCUGCCCCACCCCCCCUUUCUCUGUUACCUGUGGGCCCUGCUCUGCAGCCCCCUGGCCUGGCUGUGAGGCCCCCACCUGCUCCUGCUGCUCGGGUGCUGCCUUCACCUGCCAGGCCCUUCCCCCCUAGCUUGGGGCGGGCAGAGCUUCACCCAGUGGAACUAAAACCGUUCCAGGAUUACCGGAAGCUGAGCAACAACCUGGGGGUACCUGGGUCAUCAAGGGCUCCCUCAGCUGGAAGGACUUUCUCUGGUCUGAAUUCCCGUCUCAAGGCUCCACCUUCCGCCUACAGUGGAGUAUUCCGCACCCAGCGCAUCGACCUCUACCAGCAGGCCACCCCACCAGAUGCCCUGCGUUGGAUGCCGAAGCCUUGGGAGAGGACAGGGGCACCUUCUCGAGAAGGGCCUUCCCGAAGGACAGAGGAGCCUGGGUCCCGAGGGGACAAAGAGCCUGGAUUACCCCCACCCCACUGAGGGAGUUUCCCUUGACCUCUCCCCAACCCCAGGGCUUGUAUAUAGAUUAUAAAUAUAUAAGGGGGAAAAGGAGUGAGUGUAGAGGGGUGUGGGUCUGGAGCCUCACUUCCCCUCCUCUCUUCCCUUAGUCCCCUAUCCCUGGGGGUGUUUGUUAAAAAAGAAUAAUAAAAGGAUUAAAAAAUGGCAA
Molecule: messenger RNA, 6858 nt
Organism: Jaculus jaculus (lesser Egyptian jerboa)
Lineage: Eukaryota; Metazoa; Chordata; Mammalia; Rodentia; Dipodidae
Gene: Prrc2a
Product: proline rich coiled-coil 2A
Exons: 31
Coding region: 195-6671 (2158 amino acids)
Biological process (GO): cell differentiation
Source: RefSeq, a predicted model, not a curated record